GGCAUUUUCUGCAUGGAAAGAAGAAACACUUAAGAGAGAGUACAAAAGAGAGAAAUGACAGGCAGGGCUCUCACCCUCUUCUCAGUGUUUGAAAUUUCAGAUGGACCCUGACCUGGAGUCUGCCCCACCACCCCGACACACACUGCCUCCUCAGCAAGGCGGAGCAUCAUUCCCACAAGCGCCUCACCCACAGAGAAGGGGAGAAGUUGAGACGAAGGAAAAAACUGAGCCUCUGGAAUCUCCCCCAGCCUACCAGCUGCCUCCAGCAUCAGCACCUCCCCUCGCUUCUCCAUCACACAUGAGAUCCGGUCUUACAUAUGGCGAUGGAAAAGAUACUCUCCUGGACCUGACCACGUGCUCACCAGUGGGUCCACAAGGCUGUAACCUAAAGUCUGAAGUUCUUCAUCUUCCAAUGAUGGAAGUGGCUGGAGCUGAUGGCGUGCUUUUAGUCCACAGACCCUGGAUGACAGCUGAUAUCAAGGAAAGCAUGGCUUCUCUUCCCAAUGUGAGAGAGGUAGGAGGAAAGAGAUUUGGUAACAAACUGUUGAUAUUUUGCAGAAAAUUCCGACCGACCACCCAUGAACUUCGCUGCCUAAUCAUGACCAAGAUGGGUAUAGAUUGGAACAAAGUUUCCAAAGAGUGGCUGGAAGCUGACCAGCGAAUGACUACACCAGACUGGAGCGCGGCUGGCAAUAAUGAGUAUAGAGAUACCAUCACUGCUCUCUGUGCUCGUCUGGACAGUGCUUUUCCUUUGAACAUAGACAUGACUAAGAUCAGUAUGUGUAAGCAAGAAGAUGGAGAAGGUGUGUCAGCGUUUCUCGCCUGUCUCACCGCCACGCACGAGAAACACAGUGGCCUGACCAGGCCCGUGAACCUGGCUGCAGUGGAGGGCACUCCUGAGUCUCACCAAGAUCGAGCAGUAAGCUGUGCAUGCAGAAAAGCUGCUGAAAGAGAAGGAGAAGACAAAGUCGACACAAAGAGACCAAGAUCUACACGCCGCCACUCUCACUCUUUCCAGACUGUUCAGCCUGGAGAAAAAGGAACAAGAGGAGGAAGAGGUCAAAGUAGGGGCCGAGACAGGACAACCUGGAGUGACUCGUCCUGGAUAAAAGGUGCAACCUGCUACAACUGCAAUCAAAAGGGACACAUUGCUCGAAAUUGUCUCCACAGUAACAGGCAGAAGCCCUGUGAGGAGUACAGCAAAGCAGACUGAUGGGCGGACUCCAGGAACGGGCCCCACACAGAGAACAGGGGAGGUAACACACACUCACCUGAGGAUACACAUACACAUAGACAGGAGCAUUCACAUAAUGUUAAACACAUUAGUAGCAGCACCUGCAUGCAACAGCAAGACUACACAGAAAUGCCCGAUACACCAGUCCAAAUAAAUACACCUGAAGUUGCAUUAAGUUUGUUAAAAUACACAACUACUCCUUUUUCUAAACUCCCUUGUAUGCCCCUCACUGUGUGUGGGCAUGUGUUAACCUUUUAGUAGAUUCUGGAGCAGCACACUCAGUGAUACAACAUGGGGUACUUCCAGUAGACCCACCGCUCAGCUCAAAUUCUAUUCAGACGAUGGGCAUCUCAGGACGACUUAUAACCGAAACUUUCUCAGUCAACCUCCCGUGUGAAAGCGAGGGAGGAAUAGUUACGUCCCACUCAUUCCUCAUCUCACAUACAUGUCCAGUAAAUUUGUUAGCACAUGAUUUAAUGUGCAAAUUAGAAGUAAAUCUCACAUCCACUCCAGAUGGACUAACAAUUGAAGUAAGUGAAAUGUGCGGUGUGCAGUAUGGGUUUGGAAGCCCUCUGUAUGUGUAUGUCUGGCAGCUCUGCUCAGAUCAGCUCGCACAAACUCCAAAACACCUUGUACAGCUCGCACACUUGAACACCUCAUCAGUUGACACAGAUUAUAUGAAAGAGGAAGAUUUGCAUUGUACAGCACAUGUUCACCAAGGGCAAGAUGUAGAGUUUGAAAAGACUUGGUUUGCAGACCCCCAUGCACGUGAAAGAUUGACCCUCAAAACUAUAUAUUGGUCUAAACAUUAUUGCGCUGUGCAGGUCCAUUUUACUCGUUGUCCAAACAGCUGCAUCAAUGUUCAUCGCAGUGUUCUCAAACAUGUUAUACGCGGCCUCGUGUCAGAGGACUUUGAGGUCAGCUGCUGCCAACAUGAUUUCUUUGACAUCGUUAAUUCUAUACCCCAUGUCUCAUUACCAAGGCCACGAGCCGCCCAUUGGAAAGACGUGGGGAAGUGGGUCAGGAAGUGUGCAGUCGAUGGCAAUGAAUGGUCCCAAACAGAGGACCCUAGUGUGUUGUUUUGUCAAAGGCUUGGGGUCUACAAACAGUCAUGCUAUGUGUGUGCAUGUUAAGCGCAGCGUAAUACUAGCCACUGAUGACCAGGGUCCUGGGGACCCCAGCCAUAGUGGCCUGUUUGUCUCUGUUUCCACAGGCAUAACUCCAGCAGAGGUGCACCCCAAAUUGGCGGGAGUUCCAAAUUCCGUUUGGGCAAAGGGUAAACGUGCUGUGGGCCUAAUAAAGAAUGCUGAACUAGUGGUGAUCACCCCCAAAUCAGAUUUCAGUCCUAAACAGACCCAGUACCCACUCAAACCAGAAGCAAUUGCAGGUAUAAAACCGGUCUUUGAUUCGUUGCUGAAGGCAGAUGUAAUUGUCCCUUGCCAGGACUCUCCAGUGCGCGCUCCUAUUUUUCCAGUUAAGAAGGCAAGAAAACCAUCCCAGCCCGAUGAGUGGAGGUUUGUCCAAGAUCUGCAAGCAGUCAAUGCUGCGGCUGUCCCGCACGUGCCUGACGUCCCUAAAGAGUACUCUGCAGACCACACCCACGUUGGGACUGCCUGACCCCAAUAAACCAUUUGUUCAAACUGUAGAUGAAAAGAAGGGUUUUAUGACCUCUGUUCUUUUGCAUAAACACGGGGAUAGAUUGAGACCUGUAACCUACUUCUCCAGCAGGCUGGAUCCAGUGGCGGCUGGACUUCCUGUUUGCCUGCGUGCAGUUGCUGCAGCUGAAAAGGCGGUAACUGCUUCCAGAAAUAUUGUGGGGUAUUCUAACCUCACCUUUUGGUCCCACAUGCUGUCUCCCUGCUUCUGUUGGAGAAAAGACGUCACAUUUGUCAGCACAGAGAUGGUUGAAGGCAGACUUAAAGAGCGACCCUUUGGAAAAUCCAGACAUGAUCCUCUAUGUGGAUGGUUCAGCCUCCAGAGACGGGAAAGAACAAAGUAGGUUUUGCCAUAGUCUCAGAUCACGAGGUCCUCAAGGCGUCGUGUCUGCCCUCAAACCUGUCAGCACAGGCCGCAGAGCUCUGUGCCCUUAUCGAGACAUGCAAAUUGGCUGCAGGGUGAUCUGUCAAUAUUUUUACGUACAGUAGGUACACGUUUGGUGUUGUGCACAAUUUUGGCACUAUUUGGAAACACAGAAAUUUUCUCACUAGCACAGGAUCUCCCAUUGCACAUCAUAAACUGGUCUCUGAGUUGUUGGAUGCUGUUCUACUCCCUAGAGCCAUUGCUGUGUGUAAGUGUGCUGCCCAUACUAACAAUAUUGAUCUUGUGUCUCAAGGGAAUGCCAGGGCGGACGCGGCAGCUAAGUGUGCAGCCUCGGCUUUCAGUUCACCCUCUAACCUUGCCUUUCCUCAGGUUUCUACCCCUUGUUUACAGCUAGCGGACCUUCAGAGCACUGCCACCCAGGACGAGAGACGAGUAUGGAAACAGGCAGGCUGUAUCCUUGCAAACUCGGUCUGGGUUUGUCCCUCGGGCUGUCCCUGUCUACCAAAAUACAUGUUCCCUUUCUAUUCAAAAUUGGCACAUGGGCUCACCCAUGUGUCAAAAGGGGGGAUGGUAGCAGAAGUAACAAAGAGAUGGUUCACAGAGGGGUUUUCAAAUUAUGCUGCGAAAUUUUGCAAGCAAUGCUUGAUAUGUGCACAACAUAAUGCAGAUCAAGGUAUCAAACUAACUCAAGCAGCACACCCAAUACCAGACAAACCAUUUGAUCACCUCCAAAUGGACUUUAUUGAACUGACACCUAGUGAAGGGAAAAGGUACUCCCUGGUAAUAGUUGACAUGUUUUCAAAAUGGGUAGAAGUAUUCCCCACAGCUAAACAAGACUCAGAGGCGGUAGUCAAAGCACUCCUGAGAGAUGUAAUUCCUAGGUGGGGUAUACCUAGCAAAAUCUCAAGUGACAGUGGAACACCAUUUGUUAAUGCAGCCCUAAAGAAAAUAGGAGCAUUCCUAGGGAUAGACCUGAAACAACAUUGUGCCCAUCAUCCUGCCAGUGCAGGAGCAGUAGAGAGGGAAAAUGGGUCCCUUAAAAAUAAACUAAGCAAAGCUUGUGCAGAAACAGGGCUAGGAUGGACAAAGGUCCUCCCUGUAGUACUCACACAAAUGAGGAUGCAAACUAGGCCUAAACAUGGGUUAAGCCCAUUCGAAAUUCUGUUUGGACGAGUACCCAACAUGGGGAUAGGGCCAGCUCAAGGAACACUGCCAGACACCACACUGUGUGAUGAUGCAAUGUUGAAUUACUGUGCAAUGUUGUCCUCUGCUUUGAAAUCUAUCCACAAACAGGUAAAGAAGCACUUCCCAAACCCGCUGAGGGACCUCUGCACGAUCUACAACCAGGGGAUUAGAUCGUGGUAAAGGACUUCCAACAAACCAAGUGGAACAAGCCACGGUGGAAUAGCCCAUUCCAGGUCCUGCUCACGACCCCAACGGCAGUGAAGGUCACAGGCAGAGUGACAUGGAUCCACGCUAGCCACUGCAGGAGGGUUCCUGAACCGGCUGAGCAGGAGGAAAAGGAAGGCCUAAGUGACCAGACGCUGACUAAAGCUUGUGAGGAAGAAAGGCAUCACUGCAUGGAACAGUGCGAGUAUCACAUCAAUCAUGCACGCACCCUCAAUAGGGAAGAGUAUUUCAGUGUCUAGCUGAUAGAUAAGUCUAGGGUUUUGAGUUUCCUCCAAGUCCCGGUGAGGUGGGACGAGGGCUGAUAGGGCGUGCCCGCCCUCUGAGCACCAAUACACGUCAAGAAGGGCAAGGGUUAACUCGGUAACAUCAUUGAGGCACUGAACAAGAUGCGCAAGGUUGCUGAACAAUCACAAGCAGAUGAACAUGGAGGAGUUGAAGACAGCUGAUCGUGUUAGUUCAGUGGAUGGAAGACUCUGAUUCUAUCCACCGUACCGGUCCUGGGCUUAGCGAUUGUGAUGUUAUGUUUGCUCCCUGUUUUCUGUCAAUGUUGUAUGUCUGUGUUUCAGAGGCAGCUGACAAAUAUUGGUUACCAGAUGGUGAAAAUAGACUCUGAUGACUUGCCUGACUGGCCUCCAAACUCACACGAAGACUAUAACCCACCGUUCGAUGACAUCAGCACAGUUGACAUGAAACUAGUCCUGACUUAAAACACUUUCAUUAUGAUUGUUUCCUGUUCUGUUAUUCCUGAUCUAUGUAUAUGGCUUGCUAGCAUUUAUUUAAGAUGUCUAUGUCUUAUAAAAACAGCUUUAGCAUUAUCCCUGUACACUCAAUGACGUGUUAAGUCGAAUCUCUCUGAGAACUCUUAUCACUGAAACUGUGUACAGUUCUUUUCUUUCCUUUUAGUAAUUUAUCCUAUAGGAUAAAAAGGGGGGAAUGUGAGGGAAUUUUUAAUGGAUGAACAUUAUUAUUCUCUGUGUUUCUGUGUGUUGAGCUCAAGUGACCUAUACUGAGAAAGAUGUUUUUUUCCUGUUGUAAUCGCUUUUCUGUGGCCUUGGUGGUAAUGAGCAGGGUGCUUGAGUUCAUCCUAGCUUGCAUCUUCUCAUGAUGUAACCACCUUUCCUGACCUUGGUGGUGAUAAGCAGGGUGCCUGAGUUCUCAUAACUACGCAUCUGCCCGCACGCCAGGUGCACGCUCUAACAAAGCUUCAUAGAAAAUCUUGAGCCAAUCACAUGAAGACACAAGCAGUGAGCGAAUGCUUUCAGAGUAUAAUAGAUAACAUUCCUAAAACACAACUCAGAGUGCGCGUACUCUCGGCAUCAUCAGAAGUGAUGUCUUCUUCUAUUCUUCUCUUUCCUUUCCUAUUUUAUAUAUCUUUAUAUGAUCUACUAUAAUAA
Molecule: messenger RNA, 6078 nt
Organism: Neoarius graeffei (lesser salmon catfish)
Lineage: Eukaryota; Metazoa; Chordata; Actinopteri; Siluriformes; Ariidae
Exons: 2
Coding region: 101-1213 (370 amino acids)
Molecular function (GO): zinc ion binding; nucleic acid binding
Source: RefSeq, a predicted model, not a curated record